UCCCUCCCUCCCACUUCCCUAGCCCACAGCCAGCGCCAGCCUCCCCUCUCCUCGCGCGGCCGCUAGUCGCGACACCAACCAAGGAACCAACCACAUGGCGCGCCUCGGCCUCGGCCUGCUCGCGGCGGUGGCCGUCCUCGCGCUGGCGUCCGGCGCGGCGUCGCAGGCGCUGGCGCCGGCCCCGUCGUCAUCGAUGGACUGCGGGGCGGCGGUGGCGGGGCUCCUCCCGUGCCUCUCGUACGUGCAGCAGGGGAGCCCGCAGGGAAAGCCAGCCAUGGAGUGCUGCGCCGGCGUCAAGGGCGCCCUCAAGAGCCCGGCCACCGUCGCCUGCCUCUGCGCCGCAUUCAAACAGAAGUACCCCGUCGCGAUCAACAUGACCCGCGCCGCCACGCUGCCCGCCGCGUGCGGCGAGGACCAGGCCGCCUUCAGCAAGUGCAACAUCAAAGUGCCCGGCGCCCCUACUGAAGGUCCUGCACCUGCUUCUGGAUCGGCACCGGCCGCCAACAGCCCAGGCGCAUCGAAGUCGGCGGCAGCCCGAUCGCCGGUCUCAGCAUUCGCCGUCGUGGCCGCCGUGGCCGCGCCUCUGCUCUCUUAUUACUACCUCUGAAGAUUUGUUGGAUGAUUUGAUUAUUUCGUUUGUGGAUGUUUGUGAAAAUUGUGCCAUAAUUCAUUGAGACUUGAAUUGGGAGAGGCUGUUGAAUUGGUCUCAGCAUUCGCCGUUUGAUUAUCUUGAAUUGGGAGACUUGAAAAGAACAAAGAAACUGCACGUCGUUCAGUAUCAAAAACGGAGAAGACACAGAAUCAGUUAUCUGUUCUCAUGUCAUUCUGUAAGGAAUUUCUGUAGCCAGCUACUCCACCUCACGGCCUCACCAUAGCAAGAUUAUGCCAAAACAGCACCAUGGAACACACAUACUUUCCAAUAUUAUGAUCUGUUGCCAACUCAUGUACUGAAAGAUUCAGAACACAUUCAGGGAUUGGAAUGCUAUUCCCCUGUUCAAUUCAUACUCAGAAACCAGGCAUAGUCUGAAAUUGCAUUACGCUUAAACUUAAGAACCAAUACACGCUCGUAGAGAACCAAUACACGCUUGUACGGCCCACAUGCCAGAUGAGUACCAGAAUAUCAGGGACAGAGAUACAGACCAACCUUCCUAUUGUUGAACUGAAUGUUAUCAGACAAAAACAAAAUCAACUUCAGGGUACAAUACUUGCUCCAUCUUCAUGCAAGCAGGUCACUACAGAGAUGGGGCACCAGUUGCAGCCACCAGCCAUGCUACCACCAAUUGCACACAUUUCAGGAGUUCAUAUAUUCAUGCAAGCAGGUCGAUCAAGAGUAGUCGAACAGAUUGACCAGAGAUAGAGAAAUUCAUGGUGUAUCAUUCAGUCAGUUCAUGCAAGCAGUACAAAAAUAUUCACUGCAACUAAAUAAAAGCAGAACUGCAGAGGUUGAGCUA
Messenger RNA from Setaria italica (foxtail millet), 1451 nucleotides. RefSeq names its product non-specific lipid transfer protein-like 1. The record is from RefSeq and is a predicted model, not a curated record. The transcript is spliced from 3 exons. Gene Ontology annotation, molecular function: lipid binding. Bases 95 to 607 code for a protein of 170 amino acids. Gene Ontology annotation, biological process: lipid transport. NCBI's taxonomy places the organism in Eukaryota, Viridiplantae, Streptophyta, Magnoliopsida, Poales, Poaceae.